AUGCAUCAAGAAAAUGUUGGCAAGAUUGUACUUGCACACGUCGCGGCCGCAGCCUCGAUCGGAAUAAUCUCGGCCGGCGUCAUGCAUCUCCGCCACCGCCGGUCAAAGCCCUCAAAGGACUACAACCACCUUGCUCCGCUCUUCUACCGCUCACAAUCCGGCCGUCUACCCAAUAUCGAAAGAUUUUCCCAUUAUCUUGCAAGACAAAUGGGAUUUGAAGAUGAGAGUGAGUGUCCAAGAUUGAUAAAGUUGGGGUAUGAGUACAUGAAAAGGACCAAAGACGCUGACCAGAAGAUAUUUGAGUAUUUGGCGAAUUUGCCAAAUGCUGAGCAUUUGUAUGUGAAAUUGGUUGAAGAAUUUGAGAGAUGCAUUCUUGGGUAUUUGGCCUUUCAUUGGACCCAUGCCCCUCAAAUCAUCACUCAGAUAUUAAGUGUCGAUUCGGAGGAAAAGAAGCUCAAGAAUCUUGUGAUGGCCGCGACGAGGAAGCAAAGGUUUGAUAAGAUAACAAAAGAGCUAAAAGUGACGAGGAUGUUUUCGACGCUAGUGGAGGAAAUGAAAGCAAUCGGGACAGUCCCCAACAAUGGGUUAAAUCAGUCGGACGUGAUGGUCCCGGUGGCCCUAAGCGAAAGAAGCCCUGUUCUCCUUCUUAUGGGAGGUGGCAUGGGCGCUGGCAAGAGCACCGUCCUCAAAGACAUCAUGAAAGAAUCAUUUUGGUCGGGAGCAGGUGCAAAUGCUGUGGUUGUGGAGGCUGAUGCUUUCAAGGAGACGGAUGUAAUAUACCGUGCUUUGAGUUCGCGUGGCCAUCACCAGGACAUGCUACAAACAGCCGAGCUGGUGCACCAAUCAUCAACAGAUGCGGCUUCAUCUCUCCUAGUGAGUGCCCUUAAUGAUGGACGUGACGUGAUAAUGGAUGGGACCCUCUCGUGGGAGCCCUUUGUGGAACAAACAAUCUCAAUGGCAAGGAAUGUUCACAAAAGGCGGUACCGAAUGGGAGAAGGGUACAAGGUCUCGGAGGAGGACGGUACUGUGACAGAGAACUAUUGGGUUCCGUGUGAGGACGAGGACAAUGUUAGUGUUGGGAGAAAGGCAUACAGGAUCGAGUUGGUUGGGGUCGUUUGCGACCCCUAUCUUGCCGUUGUUAGAGGCAUUAGGAGGGCAAUACAGAUUGGGAGGGCAGUGAGAGUGAAGUCACAGCUGAAAUCACACAAGAGAUUUGCUAAUGCAUUUCCGAGAUACUCUCACCUUGUGGAUAAUGCCAGGCUAUAUUGCACAAAUGCCCCAGGAGCAUGGAAAGAUGGAGGCUGCAACCUAUUAGUUGAUCCCGAUGAAAUUAGAUGCCUAACAUCGGUUAGCGAGUUGAACGAUGAAGCUGAGUCGAUUCAUGAGUUGUACAAAGAGGUGGGCCAAAUGUAUGACAGAGGCUCCGUUUGGAAAGACAUAGUCUUGAUUUCUACAAGGGCAAGCAUUCAGCUGGAGCUCAAAUGUGCUGUCAAGAAAAUCGAAAUCACCGCUGCCUAA
Molecule: messenger RNA, 1518 nt
Organism: Striga hermonthica
Lineage: Eukaryota; Viridiplantae; Streptophyta; Magnoliopsida; Lamiales; Orobanchaceae
Source: the annotation of a GenBank genome assembly